Messenger RNA from Leptinotarsa decemlineata (Colorado potato beetle), 1297 nucleotides. Its product is annotated as UDP-glycosyltransferase UGT5. Lineage: Eukaryota; Metazoa; Arthropoda; Insecta; Coleoptera; Chrysomelidae. Gene Ontology annotation, molecular function: UDP-glycosyltransferase activity. The record is from RefSeq and is a predicted model, not a curated record.
AUUUACUCGAAGGAGGAGAUAUUAUGUACAACGUCAGUAUUAUGUUGACAAAUACGCACUUCAGUUUGAACUUACCAAAACCUUUGGUUCCUGCUGUCAUAGAAGUUGGUGGAAUUCACGUUCAAGAUCCUAAACCAUUGCCAGAUGAUUUGAUGAAGUUCAUGAAUGAAUCACCAGACGGUGUCAUUUACAUGAGUCUGGGCUCUACCCUAAAGAGCCAUAGUUUGCCCAAAGAAAAGCGAGAUGCUUUUCUGAAAGCUUUUUCCCGUAUAAAACAGCGAGUAAUUCUGAAGUGGGAAGUGGAUAUUCCAGAGAAACCAAAUAACGUUAAAAUAUUGAGGUGGGCUCCCCAAAGAGAUAUUUUAGCUCAUCCUAACCUGAAAGGUUUCAUUUCCCAUGGAGGUCUUCUGGGUACCUUAGAAGCUGUUCAUUCCGGGGUACCCAUCAUGGCUGUUCCACAAUUUGGCGAUCAAUUCACAAAUGUGAAAGCUCUGGAAGCUGUAGGUGGUGGAUUCAUGUUUGAUUUUCAUCGAGCGACGGAAGAUAAUGUACUAGAAGCUUUGAAAAGACUCUUGAGCACAGAGUUGAAGAAUAGCGCAUCUGCACUAUCGGAAAGAUUCAAAGAUAGACCUUUGUCUCCAAUGGAUACAGCCGUAUAUUGGAUCGAAUAUGUAGCUAAAUAUAAAGGAGCUCCCCAUAUAAGAACUGCAGCGGUGGAUAUGCCAUUUUAUAAAUAUUUACUGUUUGAUGUGAUAGCGUUUUUAUUAGCCGUAGUAUUUGCUCUCUUUUAUGUAGUGUAUUUUAUGGCCAGAUUCGUAUUGAAAAGAAUUUUUAGAAAGGAAACAAAAGUAAAGAAGUCCUGAAGCGGUCAGUGCAAAGAUUUCAAUAGUGUGAUCGAAGUAGGAGAAAUAGUAGAAAAAAAGUUGAGAAUAGGUACAUAAAUAUACAUAACAACACAAUGACUCCAAAAAUCAAUCUAUCCCUUUCAAUUUACGUCUCUUGUCAUUUCGAAUUGUAGAAAUUUAUUAGCUUUCGGCAGUGCUUCGUAUAAAUAAAGUAACUGAGGGUUCUUACAUUUCUUUCAAUGAGCUCGACAACAAAAGUGUGAAAAUAUAUUCACCAAUGAGUUCGUAAUACUUAUAUAAAAUUUUAAUUUCAUCAUUUUCUAAUUCAUAUCCUAUAAAACUUCGCCAUUUACUGAAUGGCAGACUAUUAUGAUUUUCAACAAAAAUCGAUACAUCUAUGAUUUUCGUCGAUUACUAUCACAGUUAUCAUUUAGUUUUGUCUAUUACUGGAG